Messenger RNA from Melopsittacus undulatus (budgerigar), 950 nucleotides. Its product is annotated as protein Wnt-11b-like. Gene Ontology annotation, biological process: multicellular organism development; cell fate commitment; neuron differentiation. The transcript is spliced from 4 exons. The record is from RefSeq and is a predicted model, not a curated record. Gene Ontology annotation, cellular component: extracellular region. The coding region runs from base 16 to 909 and encodes 297 amino acids. Gene Ontology annotation, molecular function: cytokine activity; frizzled binding. Lineage: Eukaryota; Metazoa; Chordata; Aves; Psittaciformes; Psittaculidae.
CCCGACCAGCUCCAGAUGUGCCGCAGGAACCUGGAGGUCAUGCCCAGCAUCGUCCGGGCCGCCGGCCGCACCAAGAGCAGCUGCCAGGAGACCUUUGCAGACAUGAGGUGGAACUGCUCCUCCAUCCAGCAAGCACCCAGCUUUGGGCCUGACCUGCUGAGAGGAACACGGGAAUCCGCCUUUGUCUACGCGCUGGCCGCAGCCACCAUCACACACUCCAUCGCCCAGGCCUGUGCCUCGGGAGAGCUCCCUCUGUGCUCCUGCGGCUCCGUCCCCUCGGAGGUCCCUGGGUCAGGCUUCCGAUGGGGUGGCUGUGGGGACAACCUGAGCUAUGGCCUCCAGCUCGGCUCCGCUUUCGCUGACAGCCCCUUAAAGUCCAGCAAGCUGGGGAAACAAGCGCUCAAGGCCAUGAAUCUGCAUAACAGUGCAGUGGGUCGGCAGGUGCUGAGUGACUCCCUGGACACCAAGUGUAAAUGCCAUGGUGUUUCAGGCUCCUGCUCAGUGAAGACCUGUUGGAAGGGACUGGCAAAGCUGGAUGAAAUAGCCUCUGACCUCAAGUCCAAGUACCUGACAGCCAUCAAGGUGACCCAUCGGCUCAUAGGGCCCAGGAAGCAGCUGAUACCCAAGGAAAUGGAGGUCAGGCCAAUGGAAGAGACGGAUCUGGUUUAUCUCAUCAACUCUCCUGACUAUUGCACACCGAAUCUCCACCUGGGGUCUAUGGGGACACAGGAUAGGCAGUGCAACAAGACCUCCAUGGGCAGUGACAGCUGCAACCUGAUGUGCUGUGGCCGUGGCUACAACACCUACAUGGAGGAGGUGGUGGAGAGGUGUCACUGUAAGUAUCACUGGUGCUGCUACGUGGUGUGCAAGAAGUGUCGGCGGAAGGUGGAGAGAUACGUCUGUAAGUAACACCAGAGGCGUUGUGGCAGGUAGGAGGACUCUUGCACUGG